This is a messenger RNA of Aplysia californica (California sea hare), 1759 nucleotides long. Its product is annotated as limbic system-associated membrane protein. Gene Ontology annotation, cellular component: neuron projection. The record is from RefSeq and is a predicted model, not a curated record. Lineage: Eukaryota; Metazoa; Mollusca; Gastropoda; Aplysiida; Aplysiidae.
UGAGCGGGCCCCUUUUUCCGCUGACUCAAGGGGGGACGCGCACUGUCCAAAGGAAUGUUCCUCACAAGUUCUCGUAUUGAUUGAUCAAUUCAAACUGAACGUGCACUGCUUACAGAAACUCCGCAAGUUGAAUUUUACUCUUUCAUUAUAUCCGUAUUAAUUCUUCUGAUGCAGCUCAUCAAUUGAAAAAAAAAAUCUAACGCCUUUACAUAGACAGUUCACUAGAUAUCUAGUGAGAGAAGAGAGAGAGAGCUAUUGUUCAAGUAUUAAAGGAGCUUCACAACUGGAAAAAGCAGUUCCAUUUAAUCGUCUUUGGGCGGAAGUUCUUUAUCAAUGAGGAAACUGUUGCUACUUUUCAUGCUCCCCAGCAACGUUGAGUCAUAUUUUCUUGACAAUUUGAUGUGGGUUUUUUUCUAGACGUUGACCAGUGGUAACUAUUCGGAAAACAGGCUCAUUUUUUGUUGUUGUAAAGCAGUAGGCAAACAUUUCAUAGGAUUUUGUGGUGAAAUAAUUCCAAAUCUGCAGAAGAGUGACUCCGUGUCAAAAGAGGAAUUGCAAGUACUGUGAAUUUAUAAUUAAAUAAAGGAUACAUUACGUCCUCUAUUUUAAUAGUGGGUGCUUCUAAUAGGGCAAAAAUUGCGAACAGAAUCUUGUAUCUAACUUUACAGAGUCACGCUGCAUUUCCCACUUCAAAAACGUAUCCACUAGUUGCUGGCAUUGUGCACCGCAACGAAGCAAACUCUCGUCGCUGUUCCACUGAGCGGCAUUCGUUAAUUGUCGCGCGCAGCGGAGCGACAGAGGAAAUCCCAGUUGAGACAAAAGUUCGGCGCAAGGUGGGUGUUGAACUGAGGAGGAAAGACCACUGAGAGGGAAACUCAGGCAGAACUGCGGGAGACGGGGAGGUCGUCUGCUGCCAGUCUGGGCCUGGCUGUCGCAAAUAGAGCGGAAUGGACGUUUAAUGGACGCUAGACAGAAAGUAUCUGGCAGGCCUUUCGUACUCAAUAUAGAACAGUGUGCUGUGUUGCUGUUUAUGUUUACCGUUUGUUUUUCUUGGAUGUAAGCUUACAGGUUUUCAGUCGCGUUUUAAAACAGCGCAUUCGUUUUUUCCUGAAAGUGAAAGUUUAAAGUUUGUAGUUUCGUUUCUGGACGUCAUCAGUGGAUUCGAUUUGUUUGAUCACCUGACUUUACAUCGGAUUAAAAGACUCAACAAGAAAGGAUACGUAAGUUUAGAGGAAUUAUCGGCGGACUAAAAACGAAAGUAUUCCUUUUGGUGUUUCCAAUUUCUGCUGUUCUUUUCCUGAUCACGUCAUCUUACUCGUUAUACUAUUGUUAAUCAAUAAUAUAUUACGUCGACUUUCCGAUUUCAGUGUUUUAUUUGUAGUACAAACAUAAUUACGGUCUCUCACACCAACUACACCAUCGAUUCAUCGUGCACUUUGUGUGAACAGGUUCGAGUCACCCUGCCGCUCACCUGGGGGCAUAAAAAUCACCCAAAGUGCUAGGAAAGAUAACUGACCUGCCCUACAAGUGAAGUUUUAAAAGAACUUCCUUGCAAAGACCUCGGAUAUCUUGCUCUGUUUGAAAACUCGACUAUAAGGGAUGCUCAACGUAUGACCGCUCAUUUCUGACAGGAUGAACUCAUACGUGACAGUGACCAUGAAGCUUUUCCUUGCUUCCGUCUUAGCAUUAGCAGUUACACAAGUAUGUGGAUCACAAAAAGAGAGCAAUGGACUCAUGACCCAAAAUGGGAACACCUCAG